Molecule: messenger RNA, 6221 nt
Organism: Metopolophium dirhodum (rose-grain aphid)
Lineage: Eukaryota; Metazoa; Arthropoda; Insecta; Hemiptera; Aphididae
Gene: Prp4k
Product: serine/threonine-protein kinase PRP4 homolog
Exons: 18
Coding region: 281-2890 (869 amino acids)
Biological process (GO): peptidyl-threonine phosphorylation; mRNA cis splicing, via spliceosome; peptidyl-serine phosphorylation
Molecular function (GO): protein serine/threonine kinase activity; ATP binding
Source: RefSeq, a predicted model, not a curated record
AUACACCAACACCACAGGCCAGACUAGGCACAGUCAUCUUUCUCUGGUGUGAGGUCUUACGGCUCCACUCCAUAAUAACAUAAAAAAGUGGUUUUGAUUCUGUUCGUGUCCAAAAUGUCAAUGAGAUAGGAACUAUUAUUAUUGUUGUAAUUUGUUUAUGUAAUUGUGUUUUAAUUUUGUGUAAGUUUAAUGUUUUAUGAAUGCGAAGUGACGAUCCCUUUCGUGAACUGUUGAAAACGAUUUUGAGGAAUUCAUUGUUUAUUUUCUUCCAUCAACAAACAUGGCAGUUGACAGUAUGUCCGAUGAUUCUUCUGCAGACUCCGUUAAAUUAGUCGAUAACAGCCGAUUAGAUAAGAAAAAAAAGAAAAAGAAACAUAAGCAUAGAAGUGAACGAAAACAUAAAAAAACGAAGAAAGAAAAUGGAGAAACCAAAUUGAAGGAUAAGAAGAAAUCAAAUGGUGACCAUGUUCAGAAUGGUAAACAAAAAAGACCACCAUCUCCACCCCCACCUGAAAAUAGUAAAAAGAAAAAAAUUGAAGGACCCAUAAUAACAGAAAUCAACUUGGAUGAAGAAGAAAUGAAUUUAGAAGAACUUAUCAAGCAAAAGGCUUUACUUCAAGCUAGAUUAGGAGCUUAUUUAUCAGAAUCAGAAGAAGGUGAUAAAACCAAUAAAAAAAAAAAGCCAAGCGCUAAAAAAUCAGUUGAAACCAUUAACCUAAUUGAUGAUGAAUCAGAUGAAGAAUACAAAAAUAAGAAUUCUGAACGUGUAAGAAGCCCAUUAAAACGUUAUCAUGGUUCCAGUCAAGAAAUUAAGAAAACAAGAGAUAGAAGUGUAAGUAAAGACUUAACUCAUUUAAAGUCUGAUCGCAUAAGAAAAGAAAAAGAACGCGAAAAAGAAAGAGAUCGUGAUAAAGAAUAUGAAAGGAAUCGAGAAAAAGAUAAAGACAGACAAAGAAAAAUUAAACAUUUGGAAGAUGAAAAGCGACGUGAAAUAAGACGAAAAGAAGAGGAAAUCAAAAAAAGAGAAGACGAUUUAAGGAGGCGUGAACAAAGAAGACGAGAUGAAGAAAUAAAAGAUAUAGAAGAAGAAGCAAAAAGACGAACAGAAGAAGUAAGAAGACGAGAAGAACAGAUCAAGCAACGAGAAGAUCAAUUAAGACGGAGACGAGACCGUAUUAAAAGUCCUAUACCUAAUAGAGACCGUGCAAGAAGUCCACCUGGUCCUAAUAGAUAUCGUGAUCGAGAACGUGAUCGUGAUAGAGAGAGAGAUAGAGAUAGAGAUAGAGAUAGAGAUAGAGAUAGAGAUAAGAGAUUUAAUAGAAAAUAUGAUAGGAGAUCACAUAGUAAAGAACGAUAUUCUAGAUCUCAUAGAGGAAAAGAUAGAGGAGAUAAAUAUAAAGACAGUUUUUCUGAAGGUCUUAAGCGUGAUGAUAAGUCAUCUUCAGAUUCUGACAUUGAUGUAAAUAUAAAUAUUGCGGAAGAUGAAAACGAAGAAGAAAUUAUUGAAAAAAGAAGAAAGCAAAGGGAGGAAUUAUUGAAGAGGUUAGGAGCAAAUAAUAGUAAUUUGCAUAGUGAAGAUUCUAUGAAUCCUUCUCCACAUGGAAGUUACGCUACUGAAACAUCUAUUCAACAUUCUCCAGAACUUCCAUCUCCUAAAGAAACUGAUAGAAUAUUAAAUGAUUCUGAUUCAGCAACAGAUAAAGAGACCACAAAGCCUGAUCAUGUAUUAAAUCCUGAUUUAAUAAAAGGCAAAUGGGAUAUGUUUGCAGAGGCUGAUUCAUUUCAUGCUACACAACAUACUCCUCAACCAGAUGGUAUAUCCAAUGGAAACAAGAGUGUACCAGAAAAUCCUUCUUUAACUGAUAACUGGGAUGAUGCAGAAGGAUAUUAUCGCGUAAGAAUUGGUGAAACAAUGGAUUCACGUUAUACUGUCUAUGGAUAUACUGGGCAAGGAGUAUUUUCCAAUGUUGUUCGUGCUAGAGAUGCGGCUCGUGAUAAUCAAGAUGUGGCUGUUAAGAUUAUACGAAACAAUGAAAUUAUGCACAAGACAGGAUUGAAAGAAUUAGAAAUUCUUAAACGGUUAAAUGAUUCUGAUCCUGACGAUAGGUUUCAUUGUCUACGUUUAUACCGUCACUUUUUCCACAAGCAACAUUUAUGCAUGGUUUUUGAACCUCUCAGUAUGAAUCUUAGAGAGGUGUUGAAGAAAUAUGGCAAAGACAUUGGAUUGCACAUUAAAGCUGUUCGUUCAUAUAGUCAACAGUUGUUUUUGGCAUUGAAAUUGAUGAAAAAAGCAAAUAUAUUACAUGCUGACAUCAAGCCUGAUAAUAUUCUGGUGAAUGAAAGUAAGUUAGUAUUGAAAUUGUGUGAUUUUGGAUCAGCAUCACACAUAACUGAUAAUGAAAUCACACCCUAUCUGGUCAGUCGAUUCUACCGGUCUCCUGAAAUAAUUUUAGGUAUUCAAUGUGAAUUUGGCAUUGAUAUGUGGUCUGCUGCUUGUACUAUUUAUGAACUUUAUACUGGAAAAAUAUUAUUUCCUGGAAAAACUAAUAACCAAAUGUUGAAAUAUUUUAUGGAUUUGAAAGGAAAAAUGGCUAACAAAACUAUUCGGAAGGGAAUGUUCAAAGACCAACAUUUUGAUACUAAUUGUAAUUUUCUGUAUCACGAAGUUGACAAAGUCACAGAACGAGAAAAAGUUAUAACUAUGUCUUCGAUAAAUCCUAAUCGAGAUUUAUAUACUGAAUUACUGGGAAACCAAAAAUUACCAGAGGAGCAAAUUCGUAAAGUUGGACAAUUGAAGGACUUGCUUGAUAAAAUACUGACUUUGGAUUCUUCAAAACGCAUUGGCAUAUCACAGGCUUUGGUACAUCCGUUCAUAUCGGAAAAAAAUUGAUCAAAGGAAAGCUAACUCGAAAAAUCAUACAACACAUAGGAAUUGACAAAAUCAUUUCUCCUCCAAUGUUUAUUUGGUAAUUAAACGAUUAUCAUCAGGAAAUCUAAAUUUAACGCUUGAAUUAGAAAAUGUUAACAACACCAACACCCAAGUCAAUUUAAUUACCUGUAAUAGUUUCCUUCUAUAAUUGCUGGUCUAUACUUGGUUGGCUUGUGGCAGUUCCAGAUUUAAAUUGAAUAUGAUAGAUGAUUGAACCUAGAAUAUUAGAUAUAAUAUUAAAACUAUUCAUUUCCCCAAAAAAUUAUUCUGAUCAUUUUUUUAUUCAAUGGAAAAUUACUAAAAAAUCUGGAGUUGUCACUAAUAAGGAAUCUCAAACAAUCUAUCCUUAAACUAUAUAGGAUACAGUAAAUAUUUACAGUUUUAAUUUCUUUGUGAGUCGUUAAUUUUUCAGGGUUACCGAACAGAGAGAUAGAGAGAGGGGCAAAUCAGAAUGGCUAUUGUAUCCAUAAUUGGUAUCCAUACAGGUAAUAAAAUGAAAUAUUACAUUUAAAAAAAGGAUUAAUUAAUUUGGAAAUUAUUUCAAAUAAUUUAAAUACAAGCUUUCUUAUUACUUAUUAAGAAUACUUCUAAAUAUUGUAAUUAUUGUAGUGAAACUAUUUCAUUUUCAAUUGAUUACAUGUAAGCAUGAACAACAUUGUUUACUUUCAACAUUUCAUUCUACCAAUUACCUGUUUUAAUAGGUUAUACGUGAAGUACAUCAUAAUAUAUUGUGGGUAUUAACUUUUAAUUAUAUUAUUUUUUCUGUGAAAAAUGUAUUAUUUUAAAUUUUGAACAGAACAAAGAAGUUUUAUAAUUAUGUUUUUUUCCUCAGAAAAUAAUAUUGAAAGUAAAAAAGCUCAAAAACUUUUUCAAAAUUCAUUUGAUGGAAAAGAGAGGAGAACCCUAGUUAUUAUUGCAAAUAGCCAAGUUUUUUGAAAAUUGUAAGAAACAGAAAAAAAUGUAAUUGUAUAUUUAAUUAAAACUGUAGCUUGGUACACAGAUGGCUAACAUCCAAUAUCAAUUUUUUUUUUAAUUGAGAUUAACAGCUGACAGGUUAAGCCUCAAUGUUGAAAAAAUUAUUUGUUUAUCAUUAGGUAUAAUAUGUUGGGUUAACAGACCUCACAUUUUUAAUUUAUAACGGGCUCAUGUAGGAUCUUGAAUAUUAUGUUUUCUUAUGGUAAUAUUUCCAAGUAUAGAACAAAAUUACUUAAACAGUCAUUUAUUUUAUGUAUUCAUCAUUAUUGACUCUACAAAUGUUAAUUAAAUCUUAGAAGAAUCGAUCAGAAAUUAUUAUGUUAAGUCUCAAUCCCCCCUUCUCCCGUGGGGCUUAACCUGUUUUAGCAAAAAAAAAAUAUAAUUUUUUUGUGGAAGUUGAUUAAAUGGCCAGUAUAUUUGAACUAAUGUAACCAACUUAAGAUAUAAGAUUGGCCAUUUUAAUUUGAAUAAAUAGUAAUCGUUAUUUUAAAAAAUAUAUAAAGGUGCUUAUCUACUUACAUGAAAAAAAAAAAAGAAAACAGAUUAUUUCAUUGAUAAAUAAAAUCAAUUGAUACAUAUUUUUUUUUUUUAUUACCUACCUCAUUAAUUAUUAAUAAGCUCAAUAAAUAAGCUUAUGUCACUAUAUAAUGUGAACAAUUCCUUAUUCAAAGCUUUCAAGCCAUUACUAUACUUUAGUGACUAAAGAUUAAACCCAUUGGCCAUUAUGUAUGCCACAGGGUAUCAUUCAAACUAUAAAAAAAGUUUUAUUUUUUUCUGUGAAUAAUUUUAGCAAUACAUUUAUUAUCAUAUUUAAUAAAUUAUAAUAAUCUAAUUCAGCGUUUCUUAAAUUUUGUUCCACGACACUCGUUAAAAUUAAAAUGUAGAAGCCUGUUUGUGUUAUUUAAAAUUUUUAUUUUUAUUUUAAAAUUUCUUUUGGAUUAAAUACAGUAUUUACAUUAAUAUUUUAUGAAAUUAUUAUAAUUUUUAUUUCAAAUAAUCCUUACAUAAAAUUACGCUAAAUAUGACUAUUGAAACAAAGUAAGGGUUCUAAAUGUCGAGCUGUAAUAACUUAUUGUUGAAGGCUAAAUAAAAAAAUCUGAAAACUUAAAAAAAGUAGGGGUUCUACGAUAAAAGUGGGCAUAAAAAAGGGUUUGAGAAAUGCUGAUCUAAUUAAUAGCUAUUUGAAACAUAUCGGAGUGAAAAUAUCAAACCUAAAUUAUCUUUUUGUAUAACAGCUAAAUUGAAAGGAUUUUUUUAAUUUGAUCUAAAUAUACGUAUGUUUCAACCAUGAAUUUAAAAAACAAUAAUUGUCAAAAGCAAUAAGUAGGCCGUAGGUAUUCUAUUUUUUAAUGAAUAUUAUAGGUACAAUGUACAUCUACUAACAUAUUUCUACAAUUAUUUUGCUAAAAAUUACGCUACAUAACUACUAUAAAAAUAUAUUGCUCCAAUGGAUCUAGUAGUUUUAGAAACAUAUUACAUGUAAAUUAAAAACAUUUUUACUUACUAGUCGUAGACAAAUCAUCACCGGAGAAGGCAGGUCUUCCUUGUUUUUUUACAUUUAAUAAUAUCAAACAAUUUUUUUUAUCCAUUAUAAAUUAAAUUAAAUUUAAAAAAUACAAUUUGUAAUUAAAAGGCUUAGACACUUAGUACUGAAGUAAAUAAUAUAGUAACAAGGACAAUUUGCAAAAUUUAAACUAAAACAAAAAAAAUGUAUAUUACUAUUAUAUAAUAGUAUAAUGCCAGUACAAUAAAUACUGACUAUAUACUGUGUAGUGACUACUUAGUACCAAGUACCUACCAACUACAAGUUACUUGUGUCAGAUGUCAUUAGUCAAUGACCAAUGAAUGCUGAGUGGUAACUGGUAACUGGCAAUAGGCAUAGACAACCAGACAAGUAUAGAUUUAUUUAUAAAUUAUUAUUAAUAUUCACCUGUUGUUUUGUUGAUGUUAUAAUGAAUGGUUUUUAUUUCCGGGAAAAGAUAAAAAUAGACCAACAUAGAAACUAUUGAAUAUAAUAGAAGAGGUAUCAAAUCAAAGGACUUAAAUACUCAUGGCAUGUGGUAUUUGUAUUGUAUUUUUUUUUCUAGAGUGGGCGGGCGAGCUUGGGAAUUAUUUAAGGGGGCCAAGCUUCUCCGUAACAUAUAAGCCAGAAAAAUGUAUGUUCGUAUUUAUAUUAACCGUCUAUUAUAGGUUUAUUUUAGUGUAUGUUCAUUUUUAUUUUAAAUUUUAUAUUGUGUUUAUUAUUUAAGAUUUUAAUUACAUUUAUUAUUUCACAAUAUGUUUGAAUUAUUAAAUAAAUACAUAAAACUAUUUCAUA